Galendromus occidentalis (western predatory mite) is the source of this 1144-nucleotide messenger RNA. RefSeq names its product zinc finger protein 830. The transcript is spliced from 3 exons. Bases 285 to 1070 code for a protein of 261 amino acids. Gene Ontology annotation, biological process: mitotic DNA replication checkpoint signaling; mitotic DNA damage checkpoint signaling; nuclear DNA replication. Gene Ontology annotation, molecular function: nucleic acid binding; zinc ion binding. Gene Ontology annotation, cellular component: nucleus; spliceosomal complex. The record is from RefSeq and is a predicted model, not a curated record. Lineage: Eukaryota; Metazoa; Arthropoda; Arachnida; Mesostigmata; Phytoseiidae.
ACGGCUUCCGAAGAGCUCUGAGCCGAAUCCGCUUUUUGGAGAGCGCCCUCGCGACGUCGACUGGUUCUGGCUGUCGCAGUCCUCGAAAUUCCUGGGGGAGUCUCUGAAAAUUGCCCCAGGGAGAGAGCCGCUCAUUCCCUAGAAUCGCGAGGCAUCUAGUCUGGACAUCAUCCGGACCUGGCGGCCCGAAUUUGUCAGACCGAAACAUCUUCAAAAAAACGUGCGUGAAAUUAGAAGGGGCAGCUCGAGAGCAUACUCGAAAAUUCGUGCAUUUCUCCGGAACGAUGGCUGGGAACCAAGAGGAUCUCCGGCGUUUGAUGCGGGAGAAAAUGAUGAGCUCUGGAUCAGAGCAGCAGAGUCCCUUCGCGAAAAUCUCGUCCAGCGGGAGAAUCACGUGCACAGUGUGCCCUGGAGUCUCCAUCAAAAAUUGGUCAACCCACCAGAUCAGCGCGCAGCAUAAACGCAAUGUCAGCGCUCAGAAAACAGCCAAGUCCAUGCCGCCGCCGGCACCGAAGAAGUACGAAGCGAUUGUGAAGAAAGUUCCUGAACCUCCGAAAGUGGCGCCGAAAUCGAUUCUGAAGAACCCUCUCAAAGCUUCCCCGUCACAAAGCGAUGGAGAAGUGGUCAAGCCCACCGAACAAGCCGAAACGCUAAAACGACCCGCUUCUCCCCCCGAGGAGCAGCCCGAUGCGAAAUCGGCGAAGCUGUCUGAAGACGGAUCAGUUCUACCGGAAGGAUUCUUCGAUGACCCCAAAUUGGACGCCAAAGCUCGAAACAUCGAGUACAAAGACCCUCAAGAGGUCGAAUGGGAAAUGUUCCAGAAAGAACUCCGAGAAGAGGGCUCCAAGAGUGAACAGGUCGUGGAGAUCGACGAAGAAAACGACAUGCGCGAACGUGAACUCCACGAAGCUGACGAAAUGAUCUCGAAAUGGGAAAAAAUCCGGGAACUUGAAAUUCGCAAAGAGCACAUGAAGAGAGUGGAGGUCAGCGACGGAGCCGCUCCGAUGGACGCUGACGAUGAAGCGGAAUUCGCUGAGUUCUUAGACUGGCGGCAGAAGGCCGUUGACUGAGUGCAGCUAUGUCUCUUCAGCUCUCUCCUGUGUAUAUCUGUACAUAUCAUGUAAUUUAACACGAUGAAAGUUGA